CACCCCUGCAAAAGCGCUCGGCGGGGUGGGGCGGAGGACAGAGGCGCCCCUGGGAGAACUGGACGCGGAGAUCCCGGCUCGGGGGUACAGUCUGCCAGCGCCGGCCGGGCGGGCCGAGCCCGGAGCGCCGCCAUGGGCCCGGGGCCCCCGGCGGCCGGAGCCGGAGCGCCCCUGCGACCGCUGUCCCUGGUCGCGCGGCUGAGCUACGCUGUGGGCCACUUCCUCAAUGACCUAUGCGCGUCCAUGUGGUUCACCUACCUGCUGCUCUACCUGCACUCGGUGCGCGCCUACAGCUCGCGUGGCGCCGGCCUGCUGCUACUGCUCGGCCAGGUGGCCGACGGGCUGUGCACUCCCCUGGUGGGCUUCGAGGCUGACCGCGCCGCAGGCCGCUGCGCCCGCUUCGGCCCGCGCAAGGCCUGGCACCUGGUCGGCACCAUCUGUGUCUUGCUGUCCUUCCCCUUCAUCUUCAGCCCCUGCCUGGGCUGCGGGGCCGCCACACCUGAGUGGGCCGCCCUCCUCUACUACGGGCCCUUCAUUGUGAUCUUCCAGUUCGGCUGGGCUGCUACACAAAUCGCCCACCUCAGCCUCAUCCCAGAGCUCGUCACCAACGACCACGAGAAGGUGGAGCUCACAGCUCUGAGGUAUGCCUUCACUGUGGUGGCCAACAUCACUGUCUACGGAGCUGCCUGGCUUCUGCUACACCUGCAGGGCUCUCCCCACAGCGGCCCCACUGAGGAUGUCAGCGACCAACUGGGGGUCCAGGAUGUGCCAGUGUUCCGGAACCUCUCCCUGCUGGUGGUGGGUGUCGGAGCUGUCUUCUCACUGCUGUUCCACCUGGGCACCAGGGAAGGGCGCCGGCGGCAGGUGGAGGAGCCCGGUGAACACAGCCCCCUGUUGGCUCCCUCUACCACCCAGCCCUUGCUACUCUGGAAACACUGGCUUCGGGAGCCAGCCUUUUAUCAGGUUGGCCUGCUGUACAUGAGCACGAGGCUCAUUGUGAACCUGUCCCAGACGUACAUAGCCAUGUACCUCACCUACUCCCUCCACCUGCCCAAGAGGUUCAUCGCCACCAUCCCGCUGGUGAUGUACCUUAGCGGUUUCUGCUCCUCCUUCCUCAUGAAGCCAGUGAACAAGUGCAUCGGGAGGAAUAUGACCUACUUCGUGGGCCUUCUGGUGAUUCUGGCCUUUGCAGCCUGGGUGGCGCUGGCAGAGGAGCUGGGCAUGGCUGUGUAUGUGGCGGCUGUGUUGCUGGGCAUGGGCUGUGCCACCAUCCUUGUCACCUCAUUGGCCAUGACGGCUGACCUCAUCGGUCCUCACACGCACAGUGGAGCCUUCGUGUAUGGCGCCAUGAGCUUCUCGGACAAGGUGGCCAAUGGGCUGGCAGUUAUGGCCAUCCAGAGCCUGCACCCCUGCUCCUUGGAGCUCUGCUGCAAAGCCUGUGUGGCUUUCUACCACUGGGUGAUGGUGGUCGUAACAGGUGGUGUGGGCGUGGCCGCCACCCUGGCUCUGUGCAGUCUCCUGGUCUGGCCCAUCCGCCUUCGGAGAUGGGACCCUGGAGCCUAGCCCUGACCCCACCCGGUGGUCCCUUGCCCUUUGUAAAUUAACCUCGACUGUGAACAUCUGAUGCCCAGAGGUCUGGAGCAGCCUCUCCGCUCCCUCCCCUGCAUUGUCCUGUCUCUGCCUGGCUGUGGGUGGAGGUCAGGAUGGAUGAGGUCCCAGCAGCUUAUCCCUGCUGGGGUAAGGGGAGGACACCGAGCUGGUGGGAUUCUUGUGGUUUGGUGUACUCCAGUGCCAACUCUUCAAUACUCCCGCCUGGAGGAGUAUUGAAGUAUUGAAAAUCCCAUGGAUGGAGGAGCCUGGUAGGCUGCAGUCCAUGGGGUCGCUGAGGGUCGGACACGACUGAGCGACUUCACUUUCACUUUCAUGCAUUGGAGAAGGAAAUGGCAACCCACUCCUGUGUUCUUGUCUGGAGAAUCCCAGGGGCGGCAGAGCCUGGUGGGCUGCCAUUUAUGGGGUCACACAGAGUCGGACACAACUGAAGUGACUUAGCAGCAGCAGCAGUGCCAACUCUAACCCUCCUCCCACCGUCUGGAUGACAGAGGUGCUUUGUGUUAUGUGGGGCCGGAUAUGAGGGUCCUGGGUCCAGGGGCUGCACGGAGCUCAGCCCUGGCCAGCCAAGGGUUUCCUGGGUGCUGGAAGGCCCUGGAGGACAGAGCUGUCGCUGAGCCUGCCAGGAGCCCCAACCUCGGGGUUGGGCGGCCGGGCCCAAACCCUGGCCGUGGAGGCGGCGAGGAUCAGCGUGCCUGGCUGGGGUCCCCGAGUGCAAUCCCCUGCGCCCAGGCCACUGCUGACCGUGAAUAAAGAGCUGCCUGGGGCCAGGACUCUGCCUUGGCGGUUUGCCUGCGGCCCAGGGCGGGGCCGGAGUGGGCGUCUGUCUGCCCCUGCCUCGAGUUUGGUCACCAGGGUCUCCCUUUAUCUGACUGCCCCCAGGCCCCGGCCCCAGAGGUGGACGGACGCCCAGGGCGGGUGGGAGUGGUGGCGCCUGCGCCCCUGCAGAGCCGCCUCGGGCAGCAGCACGAUCUUUAUCAGUGACUGGGUGUAUAGACGGGCGGGGGCCGCUGGUUGGUGGCGGGACAGUAGGGUUCCAGGCCCCACUGCCGGUAGUUCUGGGCGGUGUAGCGCGGGCGCUGGGGCGCUGACAAGUACCGCACGUAGUCAGACGCCCGCCAUAGCGGUUCCACCCCGAAACGGUGCCUGUUGAUGGCUGUGGGGCGGGGCCAGGACCCGGGUCACGGCUGGCCCCGCCCCCGGGCGGUCCCGCCCCGAGCCCCGCCCCCUGCCCCGGGCCUCACCAAAUUCUUUGCCCCUGAUGGGCCUGUCCUUCCACAGCACGCUUCCCCACCGAGUGCUGGGGUCUGUGUACUGGGCGGGGAUGAUGGGGUCGUACCAGGCCGUCUCUCGCAGACGCUGGGUGUAGGCUGCGGGGUGGGGGUUGGGGUCAGCUCCGCACCUCCGGCCCCACCUGUUUUCCAGGCUUGGGGACGGUGGGGGAAGGUAGGGGAGGGAGCUCACCCGAGGGCAGGCUGCGCUCCUGGUGGCCAUAGCACCCGUGCCAGCGGGCAUAAGCCUCACGGUACGGGCUGUCCGGAGCCCGCGGGAGCGUGUACCAGGCUUCCCGGGAGUCCGAGUUGGUCAGGCCCGUGUACCACAGCUGGCCGGCCGCGUCGCGUCCCAUGGGCGUGUACUUCCAGCGCGCGGCCUGUCUGAUGGCCGGAGUCCAGCGGGGCCCCUCCUGGGACAGGUAGUCAUCGCUGUGGGCAGGGGGCGGGAGGAGAAAGACUGAGCCUGCAGCCCCCCUGCCCUCCCUGGGCCUCUCUCCUCUUUGCUGGCAUCUCGGUGCAGAGGCAGAGGCCCUGUCAGAGGUGCGGGAGGCUGCCCCCGUAGCCCCUCCUCCCUACCCCAUCCUCCCCGACCCUCAGGAGCCUCUUAAAUGUUUCUUCACCUUUUCUGCUUUUCUUGCCCCUACCAAGUCCCUUGUCCAAACUCACAGACCUGCAUGCAGGCCCUUUCGUCCAGGAAGCUACCCUGGCCUGGAAGUGUAUUGGAAGUGAUCUCAGUUACAGCUGAGUGAGUGGCUCAGGUUUACCUGUCACUGGUCUGGCCUGGGAGCCAUGGGCUGGGGAUCCAGGGAAAACGUGUGGAGGGGCCCAGGCUCCCAGGAAGUGCCCUCACCAUUCCUCCAAGUCCCCAGGAGCACCUAGGCGCUAAGACUGGCUCACAUUUAAAGAAGCACCUAUGCCUCCUGUUCCAGGGGCCUCUGGUACAGAGCCUCUCCCAGGCUAGCACCUCAGGAGGGCUUCCCGGAGGAGGAGGUAACUGAUGUGAGGCAAGCAGCUCGUGUAAAGGUCGUGGGGCAGCGGGGGAAGAUGUAAGAACUAGGCUGGCAGAGCCGGGGUAAGUGGAAAUAUGCUGAUGGUGACACUAAAACCUCAAGGAGGCAUUAAAACUAAAGCUCCCCUUCCAGACAUCCUGGCAGCACCACUGCCCAAGGGACAGAGGUGGGCACCUGCGGUGACCUGGCAGUCUAGCUCCAGGGACGUGGGUGCCCCAGGGAAUGAGGCUGUGACCCCAAGAUGGUGCCAGCAGGACUGCUGACUAAACCAUCUCCUAUGUGCCUGCUUGGGGUUCUCACCCCACAGGGCAAACUAGAAAGAGGAGAGCGUGGCCUGCUGUGUUUGGGGCACAGGUCUUGGGAAGUGGCCAUGGGCUGGGUUUGCUGCUUGCAGGGAGGGGAGUUGCAGGACCCUCUGGCAGGCCCUACCCUUUUGAGCUACGAAAUGAACUGAAACCACAUAGUGCACGUGGUUUGUGGAAAGGAAUUUAAACAGUCUAGAACAACACACAGUGAAGUGUCUGUGUCAAUUAUUACCUCAAAAAAUAAAAACACUGCAUUACAGCUGAAAGAAAAAUGUUUUUUUCCUAAUAAAUGAAGCCUUCUCGGUCUAGAAUUGAGAGACCUACUGGCAUUUAAAUAAACGUGUUGUGUUUAGUUGCUCA
Messenger RNA from Bubalus bubalis (water buffalo), 4557 nucleotides. RefSeq names its product major facilitator superfamily domain containing 12 (gene MFSD12). Gene Ontology annotation, biological process: carbohydrate transport. Gene Ontology annotation, cellular component: membrane. The record is from RefSeq and is a predicted model, not a curated record. Bases 133 to 1563 code for a protein of 476 amino acids. Gene Ontology annotation, molecular function: symporter activity. The transcript has 10 exons. Lineage: Eukaryota; Metazoa; Chordata; Mammalia; Artiodactyla; Bovidae.